This is a messenger RNA of Setaria italica (foxtail millet), 1665 nucleotides long. RefSeq names its product putrescine hydroxycinnamoyltransferase 3. The coding region runs from base 171 to 1544 and encodes 457 amino acids. The record is from RefSeq and is a predicted model, not a curated record. The transcript has a single exon. NCBI's taxonomy places the organism in Eukaryota, Viridiplantae, Streptophyta, Magnoliopsida, Poales, Poaceae. Gene Ontology annotation, molecular function: acyltransferase activity, transferring groups other than amino-acyl groups.
CAAACCCAAAGCCCAACAGCUCAAACCAAAACAAAACCACACGCACAACUUCACAGUUCUCUCUGUCUCUCUACUCUAGUGUCACAGCAGAGCACAUCAAGUAUCAUUUGUACGUGCAUGUACAUGUAAGCUCUCAGAGACGACGAGAAGCGGGUCGGUGCAAAGACACCAUGAAGGUCAAGAUCACGAGCUCCAAGAUCGUGAAGCCGGCGUACGACGGCGGCGCGGCGCCGAGCACCGGCGAGAGCGUGCCGCUGAACGUGUUCGACAGGGUGACGUACGACGUGUACAUUGCCGUCAUCUACGCGUUCCGGCCGCCCAACCCUCCGAACGCGGCGCUGGAGCAGGGCCUGGCGCGGGCGCUGGCCGUGUAUCGGGAGUGGGCGGGCCGGCUCGGCGACGGGCCCGACGGCCGCCCCGCCGUGCUGCUGAGCGACGCGGGGGCGCGGUUCGUCGAGGCCGCCGUGGACGCGCCACUGGCCCGGUCGAUGCCGUUCAAGCCCUCGCCGGAGCUGCUGCGGCUGCACCCGAGCAUCGACGGCGGCCCCGUGGAGGAGCUGGUGCAGGUGCAGCUCACGCGGUUCACGUGCGGGUCGCUGGUGGUCGGGUUCACGGCGCACCACCGCGUCGCAGACGGCCAGGCCACGGGCAACUUCCUCGUCGCGUGGGGGCUCGCCACGCGGCGGCUGCCGGCGGGGCCUCUCCCCGUCUGCGACCGCGCCACACGGUUCCAGCCGCGGGAUCCGCCGCGCGUCGAGUUCCCGCACCGCGGCACGGAGUACCACCUGCCCGCCGCCAAGAGGCAUGGCGGCGAGGACGUCGAUGAGGAGGAGGAGAUCGGCGGCGCGGCGCACGACAAGAUCAAGGUCCACAAGGUGCUCUUCACCAAGGAGUUCGUGGCGCGGCUCAAGGCGCGGGCCUCGUCGUCGCCGGGCCCGGACCUCCCGCCGCCGCCAACGGCGCAGCAGCGGCGCGGGUACAGCACAUUCGAGAGCGUGGUGGGCCACCUCUGGCGCACGGUGACGGCGGCGCGCGGGCUGGGCGCCGGCGAGGCCACGAAGCUCCGCAUCUCCGUCAACGGCCGGUCUCGGAUGCGUCCCCCCGUGCCGCGCGAGUACUUCGGCAACAUGGUGCUCUGGGCGUUCCCGGUCGCCGACGCCGGCGACCUCGUGUCCCGGCCCGUCCAGCACGCCGCCGACCUGAUCCACCGCGCCGUCUCCCGGGUGGACGACGCCUACUUCCGGUCGUUCGUGGACUUCGCCUCGUCGGGCGCCGCGGAGGCGGAGGGCCUGGCGCCGACCGCCGACGAGUCGCAGGUGGUGCUGUGCCCGGACCUGGAGGUGGACAGCUGGCUGGGGAUCAACUUCUACGACGUGGACUUCGGCGGCGGGUGCCCGUUCUACUUCAUGCCGUCGUACCUGCCCAUGGAGGGCACCAUGUUCCUGCUGCCCUCCUUCCUCGGCGACGGCGGCAUCGAGGCGUACGUGUCCCUCUUCGAGGGCCACCUCGAGGAGUUCAAGAGGAUAUGCUACAAUAUCGCCUAACCUCCAAUCGCUGAUCCGGCCGCGCGCCAUGAAUAAGAAAAAAAAAAGGGAAUUUAAUUAACCGAGAGCAUCCACAGCCAUCGAUACCGUAUAGGUUGUUAGCUGUGGCGGCUUGGUUAGC